UUCCUUGGUCAAGGACAUAUGCACUGUCUGCCUGCAAACCCUUCUUUACCUUCUGGCUGAGAUUAAUUAUAAGAUAGGCAAUGCACCAGUCCCUUCCCUUGUGGAGGCGAGAUGUGAGAUUGGAUUGGCUAUAGCGGCAACACUUUCCUAUGGGGAAAGAUAUAUCGCCACAAUCAGUAUGUCGGACAAUGAAAAGUUUAAGAGAUUGUUUGAAUUCUGUGUCAAAGGGGAUCGAAUUGGUCUAGCUGAUUACAUCAUUACCAAUGGUUGUAACCCAAGUGCGUACGAUGCUCAUGACAGUCUCGGUAAAACAGCUCUUCAUAUUGCAUGUCAGCAUGGACACUUGCUCACCGUACGCUCAUUGAUAGAAGUGUUCGGUUGCUAUCGAUUUAUUAGAGAUAAUGCUGGAAAUCUUCCUGUUCAUUAUGCUUGCCUGCACGGUCAUUUACCGAUAGUAGACUACUUACUUCACUUUAAGGGUGUGAACAUUACUAAUGCAGUUUUUAAGACUGACUCUGAAGGCAACAACUUGCUCCACAAAGCUUGUCAGUCUGGAUCAACACCUGUUGUCAGGUAUUUACAAGCAAUACUCUGCUACAACUCAAAGGAUCAUGUUUCUAGAAAGUUGAAUUUAUAUCACGAUAGUCAUGAAACAUACAACCUAGCCACAAGUGUGAAAUUACUAUUACACCGAAAACUUUUAUUAAUCCAUUGUCUGUUGACCAAGAAUAAACGUGGUGACACUCCUCUGCAUAUUGCAUGUCGUCAUGGUCAUUUGCCUAUUCUGAAAAUAUUCAAGGUAUACAUACCACUCUUGCAACAUCUUAAGCUAUCAAUAACUGCUAGCAAGUCGACACAUUAUGAUGUUGCUGCCUUCAUUUUAACAGUGGGCACUAAACUUGCUUUUGUUGAUGUUGACUCUGAAUCACUACUUGGAGGCCCAGUUUUUCCAAACAUUCAAUCAUUUGAGCUGCUGACCGACCCAAUAGUAGAAAAAGAACGAUUUUAUCUACUCAAAAAACUAUCGAUUCAAUGUCAAUCAUGUUGGAAAUUAUUUGAUCUCGAAGACAUUUCUAAUUUUAAUCGUAACGAUUUAACAGGUGUUUGCCCAACUUGUUUCGACCUUAGCUCAAGAGAUAGGUUUUACUUUCAUUGCAAUAAAUGUGAAAAGUAUUUUAUUCAUCAAUCUCUAUCAUCGAAAUGUAGGGAAUGCUUUUUUGAAGGUGAAAUUAAUCUAAUUAAAUCUAUUAUCAACACUGAACCCCCACAAACUCUGUUUGAAAAUGACGAUCAGUUUGGCUUUGAUUUUUUUUGUAUGUCUGUUGGUCAUUCAGCCGCUCAGAGUGGUAAUAUACAGGCGUACAAGCAAAUAGAAGACGUUCAUUUGGUAGUGCCUAGUGCUGAAACACUCCUUCAUGCAGCAUGCAUCUCUGAUAAUGUUUUUCUUGUUGACUACAUCAUGGCAACAGCAAAGUAUGGGAUUGAUGUACUUGACUCUAAUGGAGUUACUCCUUUACAUGUAGCUUGUGAGUGGGGCUCGCUUAAAGUGUUUUCACAUCUGUCCCGUUUAAUUGUAUCGGUAGUGGAUAUCCCCAACAAAGAGCUUUUGCUUUUACUUGCUUGCGAACAUAAUUGUGUUGAUUUGUGCAAAAAGGUGAUUGCUGUGUUUGGCUGUGUCACACUUCAAUCAAAUUAUGAUUUUGAAACUCCGUUGCAUGUAGCUAGUGCUAAUAAUAAUAUCGAACUUGUCAUGUUGAUUGUUGAAGAGGGUGGCCUAUGCUUCAUAGAUAGUAUUGACGAGUUUGGAGACACUCCUCUUUUUAAUGCUUGUCGUUGCGGAAACUUAGAGAUGGUUAAGUAUCUUAUUGAAAAAGGUUCAAAUCCUUUAUUUGUGAAUGCUGUAACAAAAGAAACAGCUGCCCACAUUGCGUGCAGAAUGGGUAACUCAGACAUCCUUUGUGAAGUGAUUAAGAAACCUACGGACAAUUACCCUUUAUCAGAGAACUGGUACGGGGCAAAACCAAUUCAUUUGGCCAUUGACAGUGACUGUAAAAAAUGUGUGGAAUUGUUGGUACAACACACCCGAAUGGAUUUAAACCAGGUGCUUAAUAACCGAAAUCAAACCCUAGCUCAUUUUAUCUCAAUGACUGGGAAGCUGGAAUUUUCUGAAUCAUGUCUCAAGGUGUUACACGAUUCACUAGACUGGAAUGCUGUGGAUUGCAAUGGUACCAUGGCUCUUCAUAACGCUUGCAUGAGUGACAAUGAAAACGUUGUGAAGCUUAUUGUUGAUGUAUGCUCCAUCACACUACAAACCAAGAACACCCUCAAUACCCCGGUACAUUUUACGGCUCAAUUGGGAAGCAUGGAAAUAUUUAGAUUGCUAAUGCAAAGGAAAUCUCAGAUUGCUGGUUCAUUGGAUGAAUAUAGAGAUAUCAAUGGUGAAACUCCUCUUUAUUUAGCCUGUCGAAGAAAUUUUGAAUCCUCAUACGAAAUGGUCUCUACUUUGUGUGAAUAUUGUUCUGUGACAGCUCAAAACAAAAAACUACAAACACCCUUGCAUAUUGCUUGUCAAACUGGGAAUAUUGCUGUUGUGAGAUUUCUUUCAGAAAGAUUUAAUGGAGAUUAUGUAGAUGAGGAGGAAAACACGGUAUUACACAUAGCCUCAGAAAAUGACUCUUUAGAAGUAGUCAAAACUGUCUUAAGUCUCGUUUCUCCUGUAUGCAAAAACAAAAAUGGUGAAACUCCAAUUCACAUUGCUUGUAGAAAGGGCAGUGUAGAUAUUGUUCGAGCUCUUGUUGGCAAGAAAGUAGAUCUUGUUUAUACAACCAGCGGAAACUCAUAUUUGCAUUCAGCAUGUAAAGGCGAAUCUCUUGAGGUUGUCGAAUUCUUGCUCAAAGAGAGUGGACUAGACUGUAGCCAAAUGAUGGUGGAGAAUGAAGAAGGCAAUACACCAUUGCAUUGUGCUUUUCAAGAAGGGUUGUUGGACAUCAUCUUGUUUCUGUUAAAUUGUAACCAAUGGCAUAUUCUACAAAAGCGAAAUAAAAGCGGAUUAACUCCAUUCUAUUGCAUUUUGGCUUCUGAGCACGUGGCCGUUACAAGGCAGCUUUUGUCAAGUACAGAUAUUGACAUAAAUAUAUUAUACACGCGUGAGGAGCCGCUGCUGCAUUGCAUCCUAAAAUAUUCAAAGGAUGUUCCAUCAAUUCGUAGUUUGGUUCGUUUUAUCGUAGAAAACGACAUUUGCGACCCACUAGCGUGUGAUUCUGAAGGAUAUUCAAUUUUACACUAUUUUUUCAUUCGAAUUAUGGAGUGGUACCUUUUAGGGAGAGAAUUGCACCCAUAUCUCGACUUAGUGCUCCCAGAUCUCUUGGAUUACCUCCUGGAAAUACCACGAGCUCAGAUAAGCAAGCAGAAUCAAUGUGGGAAUUCCCUGCUGCACACUUUUGCAAUGCAUAGCCAAUAUAAUAUAUAUAAGAUUGAAUAUCUGGAGAAGCUACUACGUAAAGCAGAUAUUAGGGACUCAGUAAAUACAAAAAAUGCCGAAAAAAAAACUCCUAUUCAGUUAGCACAAAGAGGGAGGUCUACUCGUCUACUAAUAAAGUAUGGUGCUAACCCUGGCGAAGUUUCAGAACAAUUAACUUCUAUUCUUAACAAGUUUAAGAAAAAACACCCGCUAAAACCUUCGAUUAAGAUUGUUGUUGUUGGUAACUCAAAGGCUGGAAAAACAACGCUUAUUGAAACCAUAAAACAUUUUGACUCCCCAAAUGCAGCUAGUACAGAGCCCAUGGUUGUUGAAAGCCCUACAGCUGGAGUAAAGAUAACUGAUCACACCAGCCAAGUUUUGGGUCUCAUCACCUUCUAUGAUUUCGGUGGCCAGCCGGAAUUUGAAAGCGUAAAUGCUGCAUUCUUAAGUAAUGCUGUUUCUCUGGACUAUCCUCCUAUAUUUUUGUUGCUAGUUGAUGUUGCUAGAUAUGUCUCUCAACUUGCACGAAACACUCAGUACUGGCUUACUUACAUUAGAAACUGUAUCCCUAAUCAACUGGAGGUCCCACCACAUGUAGUUGUCAUUGGUAGUCAUGCUGACUCCAUUCAGAACACUGAACAUUUUAAAUGCCAUUUCAAAUCUGUUGUUGAGAAACUCUAUUGUGACAAAUUUCAUAUAGCUGAUCCAAUUCUGUUAGAUUGCCGUGCAAUAUGCUCUGAGCAAAUACAGAAGUUACAUCAAGUGUUGGCUGAUAGCAGCACUAGCUUACAAAAAACUCUCGAGAUUGAUUGCCGAUGUCAUGUACUGUAUGCCUUCUUAUCAAAUUGGUUUGCUAACGUCUCAGUCGUUAAAUUUUCUGAUGUGCAAGCAAAAGUUGACUCUGUAACGGGCUCAAAAUAUUAUGAUAAGGAUAUUUUGCUCCCAAGUACCACACCUGACUUGUUGCCUUUACUGGAAAGCCUCCACUCUGGAGGGCACAUUGUCUUACUGAAUAGAAAGCAUGUAGACAACUGCUGGAUUGUCUUAGACAGCAAACUAUUGUUUGAAAAGGUGAAUGGGACUCUUUUUUGCCCAAGUGAUCCUGGAUUUCACCCAAAAUUACCAAAAAAUAUUGGUGUCUUAACUCGGAAAGAUCUUGAAUCACUUUUUGGGACGGAACAUCUUGAAUCAAUCAUUGCAUAUGUCAUGUACUCGGAGUUUUGUCAGAAGAUUGAAGAUUCAGAAGUUUUACAAUUGAUUGAAACUGCUUGUUCAACUGUGUCCAAAAACGGCAGUGAACGAACCAGUAUGUUGUUUACCCCGUCACACCUUAGUGAAAUGCAGACAGAUACUGCAGGUUGUAUUGAAAGUGAUACUACUAGUAUUACUAUUGCUUCCACCACAGAUGAACUCGAGACUUACUUCUUUUUUCCAGGAUUAGUGAAACGGGAACGUCCCAAUAAUGUGUGGAGUGAUGGUGGUGGAGAUUCAUCCUAUACUUUCAGUUGGUGUUUGAUAUGCUAUGAUAAUAAUUUUUUGGACACAAGAUUCUUGCAAGUGCUUCUACUGUGAC
This is a messenger RNA of Halichondria panicea, 5033 nucleotides long. RefSeq lists its product as uncharacterized. Lineage: Eukaryota; Metazoa; Porifera; Demospongiae; Suberitida; Halichondriidae. Gene Ontology annotation, molecular function: protein binding. Bases 179 to 5032 code for a protein of 1617 amino acids. The record is from RefSeq and is a predicted model, not a curated record. The transcript has 3 exons.